UCAUUGUGGAAUUGUCGACAUCUCUUUCAUUUACAACUUCUCUCUGUCUUGUGUUCUUUUUUCUCUACUUCCUCUUUUUAUCUAAAAAUUAAAUUACACAAUUUGUGUGUGUUCAAUCCUUUUGUAUCAAUCUCAAGCGACCUCUUUUGUCAAAACUGACAAAUUCCAAAUGAUGAAGAAUCCUGACGUCACUAUUUAUUAAAAUCAAUACUACGUACAAAACCUUUUUCUUAUUUUAUAUAUACUACUCCUUUAAGUUUCAGACAGGAACCCAACAAAUAUAAAAAAGACAAUAAUGGGGAAUUGUCAAGCGGCGGAAGCAGCGACGGUUUUGAUUCAUCAUCCGGCGGAGAACAAGAUCGAGAGGAUUUACUGGUCGGUGACAGCGAGUGACGUCAUGAGAUCCAAUCCCGGUCAUUACGUUGCGGUGGUUGUGACGUCACCUACUAUGAAGAACGAGAAAGGAUCUCCAUUGAAGCAGCUCAAGCUCCUUCGUCCUGACGACACUUUGCUCAUCGGACAUGUCUAUCGUCUCGUCAGCUUCGAAGAGGUUUUGAACGAGUUUGCGACGAAGAAGUGUGUGAAGCUUGGGAAGUUACUGAAAGACGGAGGAGGGCUUGACUUGACGAAGAAGAAGAAGAAGAAACACAGAAAGAAGUUGGAUCAAGAAACGGGCCGAGUCAACCCGAAUUCUGAUUCGGAUCCGAACCAAGAUGGCGCUAAUGAUGCGGUGGCCGGGGAAAACGGGGGAGAUGGGUUUCUUAGGAGGAGUCACGGCGGAGGAAGAAGUGGCGGUGGGUGGAGACCAGCUUUACACAGCAUUCCGGAAUUUGGAUCCUCAUGAGAGCUCUUUAAAAGCCGUAGAUAUUCUUAAAGCAGCUAUCCGACAACUUUGAAAGUUUAAUGUAAAGCGAUGUUGUGUUACUAUUUUGUGUUGCUUUAAUGAGUUUCAUUCAGUCUCGACAAAAUUUUCAAGAAAUUCAAAAUCGUUUCAAUUGUUCUAAUAUUUGAAGGAAAAAAUUGAAAUA
Molecule: messenger RNA, 1028 nt
Organism: Camelina sativa (false flax)
Lineage: Eukaryota; Viridiplantae; Streptophyta; Magnoliopsida; Brassicales; Brassicaceae
Source: RefSeq, a predicted model, not a curated record